This is a messenger RNA of Artibeus jamaicensis (Jamaican fruit-eating bat), 1231 nucleotides long. Its product is annotated as involucrin. The transcript has 2 exons. The record is from RefSeq and is a predicted model, not a curated record. Bases 60 to 893 code for a protein of 277 amino acids. Lineage: Eukaryota; Metazoa; Chordata; Mammalia; Chiroptera; Phyllostomidae.
CUAGAAGCCUCCACAGUCCUCCUUACUGUGAGCCUGGUUGACCAAAAGCAGCUUCCAAGAUGUCCCAGCAACACAUUCUGCCGGUGACCCUUCCCCCUUCCCUCAGUCAGGAACCCCUCAAGUCUGCUUCUCCUCCCACUGAUACCCAGCAGGAGCAAGUGAAGCAACCAACUUCACUGCCUGUCUCAUGCCAGAAGGUAUCCUCUGAGUUGCCAAGGGAGGCCCUCUUGGAACAUGGGGAGAAGCACACAACUCCUAUGAAGGGGGUACCUGAGCAAGACUGUGAGCCACAGUCCCAGAAGGGGCAGCAGCAGGAACAGCACCUGGAACAGCAGCAGCAAGAGUCACAGAAGCAGGAACUGCAUCUGGAACCACAUCUGGACCAAAAGCAGCACAGAGAGUCACAGAAGCAGGAAUUACAGCAGCAGAAACAGCACCUGGAACAAAAGCAGCAACAAGACUCACAGGAGCAGGAACUGCACCCAGAACAGCAUCUGAAACAGCUAGAGCGAUGUGAGCAGGAAGUGAAGCAGCAUCAACAGGAACAGCAUGAGGACCAAGCAGCAGAAAACUUGGAGCAGCAGCUGGAGAAGGAUAAAGCACAAAAGGAGCAGCAGCUAAAGGAACAGCUGGAACAGGAGAAGAAAAUCCUGGACCAGCAACUGGAUCAAGAGCUAGCAAAAAGAGAUGAACAAUUAGAAAAGAAAGAAGAGCAGCUAUUAGAGCACCUGGGGCAGGGGCAGCUAGGAGCAACAGAGCAGCAGAAGGGGCAGUUGGAGCAACCCACAUUGGUCCCAGUUCCUGGACAGGUCCAAGAGACCCACCCAGUCCAGCCACUGCAGGGAGAAGUCUUAUUCUCUGCAGAGGAGCAGCAGAAGAAACAGGAGGUGUAGUGGCCCCCCAAACAUAAAUAACCACUCCCAAUGUCCCAGAGGCCCUCAGGCCAUCCCAUACAAAUGUAGAGAAAGCUGAGUCAGUGGCUUCACUUACCUCUCAGCUCUCCCAGUCUGGACGGCCCACCUUAUCUGUGAACUUGCCUAACCCUGUUUUUCUGCAUGUCUUUGUGAUAGUGUGGUGGGGGGUGGUAUUGCCCAGUACUUAUGCCUUAUGACUCUGAUUCCACCGAAUCCCAACCUCAGGUGGCCGGUGCCUCUGCCUGAGGACAGUUACUACAGUAACUCUGACUUCAUCCCCAGUAUUAUAGCUGAAUCUGUAUGUACAAUGAGAUAGA